This is a messenger RNA of Dermochelys coriacea (leatherback sea turtle), 2425 nucleotides long. It is a transcript of the gene CTIF, whose product is annotated as cap binding complex dependent translation initiation factor. The transcript is spliced from 13 exons. Lineage: Eukaryota; Metazoa; Chordata; Testudines; Dermochelyidae. Gene Ontology annotation, cellular component: cytosol. Gene Ontology annotation, biological process: regulation of translational initiation. Gene Ontology annotation, molecular function: RNA binding; translation activator activity; protein binding. Bases 224 to 2143 code for a protein of 639 amino acids. The record is from RefSeq and is a predicted model, not a curated record.
GGAGCGGAGACGUCACAGUCCUAUAUUCUCUGUGCCUGUGGCAGAGCCGGGUUUUUCCUCCUCCUGUGCACUGGGCAGUGAAACCUCCCUCAUCAAGGCAGGACUCAUGAAGCUAAAGGCAGGAAUCUGACAUCCGGAUCCCCUUGCCCCAGCCAGGCCACCCUCUGCCCUAGCCGUGGACGGCCCGCAAGGCCCCUCCAUUCUCAGUUCCUUCCCUGGAGUGAUGGAAAGCUCCUCUGUGGCCUCUGCCUCCUCUGAGGCAGGGAGUAGCCGAUCUCAGGAAAUCGAAGAGCUGGAGAGGUUCAUUGACAGCUACGUCCUUGAGUACCAAGUCCAAGGUCUGCUGACCGACAAAACGGAAGGGGACGGGGAGAGUGAGAAAACGCAGUCCAACAUCUCGCAGUGGACAGCGGAUUGUAGUGAGCAGCUGGAUGACAGCUGUUCCUCAUCGAGAGGGAAGGGCUUAUCGUCUCACGAACACAAUCAGGAAGAGUGGGAUCACAGCAGCAGUGGGAGUUCAGGAUCCCGGCCUAGUUCAGGCUCCAGGCCUGGGUCUGGAUCAAGGUCUGACAGCCAAGGGAGAAGCAGCCAGUUCAGUCAUUCAUCCAAGAAUGGCAACAAAGACAACUCCCUGGACAUGUUGGGGACAGAUAUCUGGGCAGCCAAUACCUUUGAUUCCUUCAGUGGUGCAACCUGGGAUUUACAGCCUGAAAAGCUGGACUUCACGCAGUUUCACAGGAAGCUCCGGAACACCCCCAAACACCCGCUCCCGCACAUAGAUAGAGAAGGGCUUGGAAAAGGGAAGCACGAGGAUGGAGAUGGAAUCAACCUGAAUGACAUAGAGAAAGUCCUUCCCGUCUGGCAGGGUUAUCAUCCAUUGCCACAUGAAGCUGAAAUUGCACACACCAAAAAACUAUUCAGAAGAAGGAGAAACGACCGGAGGAGACAACAGAGACCUCCUGGAGGAAACAAAUCGCAGCAGCAGCACACAGAUCAUCAGCAAGGUACUGCCAAACACAACAGGGAAUACCAGAAACUCUACCAGGGAGGACAAGCCCCUCACUCCUCAGGGAGGCCAGCCCACCAUGGCUACAGCCAAAACCGGCGAUGGCACCACAACCAGAAGCACUCGCCCAACGACAAGGAAACGCACAGAAAUGCCAAAGAGACUGAGAAUUUGAAAAUCGAGGACGCCUCCAUCUGCACAGUGCACAUCCCCCUGGAGAUGCACCGGAGCACGGAGGUCGUGGAGAGACAGUCUCAACAGUACAUUCAGGAACCAGAAACCAAGCGGAGAGACAGUGUUCAUGAGCGCAUCGGGGAAAGGCCAAAGGUCAAUUUGCUCCAGUCUUCCAAAGACAGACUGCGAAGGAGACUAAAAGAAAAGAUGCCUUGUCUUUCCCUUUUCACGGACCAGGACGAAGUGCCAGUGGAGGCGACCAACCCCCAAAAGAACAAAAUGGACAAAUUAAUUGAAAUCCUCAACAGCAUGAGGAACAACAGCAGUGACGUGGAUUCCAAGCUCACCACCUUCAUGGAGGAGGCCCAGAACUCCACCAACUCCGAGGAGAUGCUGGGUGAGAUUGUCAAGACUAUUUACCAGAAAGCAGUGACGGACCGCAGUUUCGCCUCCACAGCCGCCAAGCUCUGUGACAAAAUGGCGCUAUUCAUGGUGGAGGGGACCAAGUUCCGAAGCCUGCUUCUCAACAUGCUGCAGAAAGAUUUCACAAUGCGGGAGGAGCUGCAGCAGCGCGAUGUGGAGCGUUGGCUGGGGUUCAUCACCUUCCUCUGCGAAGUCUUCGGCACCAUGAGGAGCAACACUGGGGAGCCCUUCCGAGUCCUUGUCUGUCCCAUUUAUACCUGUCUCAGGGAGUUGUUGCAAUCUCAGGAUGUGAAAGAAGACGCUGUCCUUUGCUGUUCCAUGGAGCUGCAAAGCACAGGCCGGCUGCUGGAGGACCAGCUGCCUGAGAUGAUGACAGAGCUGCUGGCAAUAGCACGUGACAAGAUGCUGUGCCCCUCGGAGUCCAUGCUGACACGGUCCCUCCUCCUUGAGGUCAUUGAGCUGCACGCCAACAACUGGAACCCCCUGACGCCCACCAUCACACAGUACUACAACAAGACAAUCCAGAAACUGACAGCCUGAGAAUGCGGGGAGGUGGGGAUGGAAGGGAGCAGAAAGAAGACAUGCACCUUAAAAGGAAACAGGAAGGAUCUGUGCUACAAAUUGAUCGGCUACUGGAGAGAGAAGUGAGAACCUUUAUGAGAAAAUACCUAAGAAGACAAACCCCAGCAUGCUUAAGAAUAUGUUCAUGAGGUUGGGGGAUAGAGGAGCAUGUUUCUUUUCAGCUGUGUUGCUGAGCACCACCCCUCUUUCCUGCUGAGUUUUUGUUUCAGGUUUCUUUUAUUAAAUCAUUGCUCAUGCAGC